Mustela lutreola (European mink) is the source of this 690-nucleotide messenger RNA. It is a transcript of the gene RPL11, whose product is annotated as ribosomal protein L11. NCBI's taxonomy places the organism in Eukaryota, Metazoa, Chordata, Mammalia, Carnivora, Mustelidae. The transcript has 7 exons. Gene Ontology annotation, molecular function: structural constituent of ribosome; RNA binding. The record is from RefSeq and is a predicted model, not a curated record. Gene Ontology annotation, biological process: translation. Gene Ontology annotation, cellular component: cytosolic large ribosomal subunit; ribosome. Bases 16 to 645 code for a protein of 209 amino acids.
UUCCUGUUCUCCACCAUGGCGGAGCGGGCUCAGGGCAGCCGCCGGGAGGGCUCAGAAGCUCGGCCCGUCGGCUGCAGGACGGGCCAGGGGAGCGAACGAAGUGGCUGGCGCACGCAGGAUCAAGGUGAAAAGGAGAACCCCAUGCGGGAACUUCGCAUCCGCAAGCUCUGCCUCAACAUCUGCGUGGGGGAGAGUGGAGACAGACUGACCCGGGCAGCCAAGGUGCUGGAGCAGCUCACAGGCCAGACCCCCGUGUUCUCCAAAGCUAGAUACACGGUUAGAUCCUUUGGUAUCAGGAGAAAUGAAAAGAUUGCUGUCCACUGCACAGUCCGUGGGGCCAAGGCAGAAGAAAUCCUGGAGAAAGGUCUAAAGGUUCGAGAGUAUGAGUUAAGAAAAAAUAACUUCUCUGAUACUGGAAACUUUGGCUUUGGGAUCCAGGAGCACAUCGAUCUGGGUAUCAAGUAUGACCCAAGCAUUGGGAUCUACGGCCUGGACUUCUAUGUGGUGCUGGGUAGGCCAGGUUUCAGCAUCGCAGACAAGAAGCGCAGGACAGGCUGCAUUGGGGCCAAACACAGAAUCAGCAAAGAGGAGGCCAUGCGCUGGUUCCAGCAGAAGUAUGAUGGGAUCAUCCUUCCUGGCAAAUAAAUUCCCGUUUCUAUCCAAAAGGCCAAUAAAAACUUUUCAGUGAAA